AUGGAUUCCAUAUUAUUCCAAGUAGCAAAACAAGGAGAUACAAAUGAAUUUCUUACAUUACUAGAAGAAGAUCCUCUAGCCUUACAGAAAGUAGCCCUGUUACCCUAUGCUGAUACUCCUCUACAUAUAGCAACUCUAGCUGGAAGAACAAACUUUGUGAAGGUAAUGCUGCAGCAAAUGCCUUCAUUUGCCUGGGAAUGCAACAAAGAUGGCUUCACACCUCUCCAUAUAGCAUGCGCGGCUGGAUAUAUCGAGAUUGUGAAGGAGAUUUUGAAGGUCAGCCCUGAUCUCUGCCUCAUCAAAGACAAAGGGGGUCGAACACCGCUUCAUUAUGCAGCCAUUAAGGGAAGGGUGAAUGUGGUUGAUGAACUAAUCAGUGAAUGUCCACAAGCUGCUUGGGAAGUCACUGCUAAUGGUGAGACUGCACUUCAUUUGGCAGUCCUUAACAGCCAAUUUGAAGUCUUCAAAUUGUUGAUCAGUAAUUUCAAAGAUCCUAAGCUUAUAAAUCAUGUUGAUGAUUAUGGGAAUACCAUCUUUCAGUUAGCUGAGGCCACAAAACAACUCCAGGUACUAAAUUUGCUAAGAGACCAUGGCAUAACAAACAUACAUCAUAUAGUAGAUUUCAAUGAUCAAGCACAAGACCUCAAUAACAUGUCAGCCAUUAACAUCUCGAUAGAAAAUCAAACUUGCAGCAAAGAAAUGAAACAUGAGAAAGUACCACAAUCACCACCAGGCUCUUCAAUACAAGACCAUCAAUCUACUUACAUCGAACAGCAAGAAUCGAAAAAUUACAGUCUUCGUCGUUUAGUAAUAUCCAAGGGUGUAGUUCCUAUUCUAGCUGGUAUACUAGCAACCUCAGCUUACACCCAAGGCCUUAACCCUCCACCAACUCUAUGGAACUCAGACAUGAAACGACAUGGUAGUUCAUGUUUCUUAAACAUGUUACAUAAUUUCUCUCUAACACAGUCUGUUGAUCAAUGUCCACCUGCAACGUACUACUUGUACAUGUCUUUCAACACGGCGUCGUUUUAUUGCGCUAUGUUCCUCGUAUUUCUUCACCAUGUACCAGGUUUCCUGCACGCUCUUCUUCCUGCAUCGUUGGUGUCCUCGUUGUUUUCUUACUUGGUUUUCUUGCUAAGUAUGUUUCCUGAUGCCCCUACUUUCUUGAUCAUUAAUAGUGUGGCUUUGCUGGUUUUUGGGUUUAUUUGUUUGCUUAAAGUUGUGGUGAAGAAGUUCACAAAUUGGACUCUUGAUCAUAUAAGCAAGGGUUAA
Beta vulgaris subsp. vulgaris (sugar beet) is the source of this 1272-nucleotide messenger RNA. RefSeq lists its product as hypothetical. The coding region runs from base 1 to 1272 and encodes 423 amino acids. The record is from RefSeq and is a predicted model, not a curated record. NCBI's taxonomy places the organism in Eukaryota, Viridiplantae, Streptophyta, Magnoliopsida, Caryophyllales, Amaranthaceae. Gene Ontology annotation, molecular function: protein binding. The transcript is spliced from 2 exons.